Messenger RNA from Vespa crabro (European hornet), 1604 nucleotides. RefSeq lists its product as uncharacterized. NCBI's taxonomy places the organism in Eukaryota, Metazoa, Arthropoda, Insecta, Hymenoptera, Vespidae. The coding region runs from base 815 to 1447 and encodes 210 amino acids. The record is from RefSeq and is a predicted model, not a curated record. The transcript has 3 exons.
AUCUUCGAUACCGCGAUCAUUCGACGUUUAUUGUUAUUUGAUAGUGACUAAAUUGUCACAACCAAGUAUGGUAUUAAUCCAUAUAAGGUUUUCUAUUUGUGUUUUCUAUUUGUAUUAAAUAGAUGAAAGAAAAUCUAUAUAGAGAAGAGAAUUUGACUUAAUAAAUAACGACAAAUGAUUCAAAUAAAUAACAACAUAAACAUUUGACGGUAUCGUAGAGAAUAACAAUAAUCGUCUAAGAUUGAUGCACGAACGUAUUUAUGUAUGAAUUUAUUAAUGGCCGUUAGCUAUAAUUGGUCAUUAUUACGUUUGUAAUGUGCCAUUUAUUUUGAAUAUGAUGUUUUUGUAUAAUUUAUAUACCGCAAUAACAAAUAUUAUAAUGAUUUUUUCAAAAAAAAAAAAACAAAAAAAAAAAAAAGAAAAAAAAAUAUAUAUUAUUUAUUUCUCAUUCCUGUUAGAAAUAACGUGUAACGUGUAAAAAUUUUAAGAAAUUAGUCAUGGCAAAAAAAUAGACAACUUCUAUAUAGAAAAAUGGAUAAUAUCAAGCUGUUUCAGACAAGCCAGGUAUACUUUGUCAAGUGAAAGCGCUGUCCUUUAUCAGCAAGGGAUGAACUAUUAAAAGAAAGAAAAACGACGCACAGAAAUGUACCUGCAAAUUCUGCCUGUACUAUAUAAGCAGAAGGUACGAAAAUAUUCGUCAUUUGCUGAACUACGUUAAACGGACAAGAACAGUUUGAAAAGUUCGUGUACUCCAACGAUCUACAAAAACGAAUAUUCAUUAAAGUAAAGUGUGGAUUUACGUCAAAGAAACAAUAUGUUUCGUUUUUUAAUAAUAUCUACAUUGAUUAAUUUGGGAUUGGCGGGUUUGAUCGUAAAACGUAACAGCAAUUUUCAGUCAACUCAGGAACCACAAGAGCAAUUGCAAUCAUCAACGGUCGCUCAGAAUCAAAUCGAUAAUCAAUUGCAAAAGUAUUCGUAUUUCCAAGGAAAUCAAUUAUCACCGGUGCUAUAUCAAUAUCCAAGCUAUCCUGAAUAUAUAAAAAAUGGAGAUCCUAUUCAAUCAAGAUUAGAGGAAAGAUACGAAGUUCCGAUAACAGUAUCGCCUCAAGAAAAGCAUGAGUUGUCUUCUGGAUUCGCAACAAGCUUGAUUCCUUUGGCUACAAGCAUUAUGGUAUAUGGAACUCAAUUUGGGACCUACCUAGUAUAUUUCUUACUUGCUCUCACCGUGGGUGGUGCUAUUACUAUUUUAAUAUGCACUUUCACAAACAUCUGUUCCAAUAAUAUUUUAGAUCUUUCACUGUAUAAUUCUCAGAUGAAAGAACAAGUCGCUGAUCUAGCACGAGCCUACAUUACACCUGAAAGCUUAAAUGCAGCUACUGUGUAUAUUUUGAACGCUUACAAUAAAUAUAACACUAUGCAACAAGAGAAACGCGGUAGAUCAAAGUAAUAAACAACGAAAUACCGAUAAUAAUGAUUAUUAUCAGUUAAAUUUGUUAUCGUUGUAAUUAUCAUAUUCUUAUUUAAAGUUCCCAUAUUCGAUUUUUUUAUUUAUUUAUGAAACUUCGAUUAUAAUAAUUUUUAUCAUGAAUAAACGUGAAUUUCUU